Messenger RNA from Angiostrongylus costaricensis, 2010 nucleotides. Lineage: Eukaryota; Metazoa; Nematoda; Chromadorea; Rhabditida; Metastrongylidae. The record is from the annotation of a GenBank genome assembly.
AUGAAGAAUCCUCUCAUAAAACCUGGAGAUAACCCCGAUAUCACUAAAGAACGACUUGCUGGCACUUUCGAUAUUCGACAAAUGGGCAGCUUCCUCUAUGGAGGAGAUGAAGUGCUUCAGAGACGAACAAAGAUUCUGGAAUUCGUCAAAUCGAUACCAGAACUGCACGAUCCAUUUCCGGUUGACUUCAUGACACGUGAGGAACGGGUUGAGAACGUAGCCAGGAAGGUUGUUGCGAUGACAAAUUAUGUGGACUUUAUUGACACUUCAGACUUUUUUGGAGAAGGAAUGUAUUUUCAAAGGUUAAUCAUGCGCCGUGACCUGCAUCCGUUGUCCUUGCAUUUUGUCAUGUUCCUGCCGACAAUCCAAGGCCAGGGCGAAGACGAUCAACUGGAUGAAUGGCUAUCGUUGGUGGCUGCUCGUGGCAUCAUUGGCACCUACGCCCAGACUGAACUCGGACAUGGAACUAAUCUGAAAAACCUCGAAACAACAGCCACCUACGAUCCAAAAACUGAAGAGUUCGUUCUCCAUUCACCUACAAUCACAUCAGCUAAAUGGUGGCCUGGUGCACUUGGAAAGUCGUCCAACUAUGCGGUCGUCGUAGCUCAGCUCUACACUCAGGGAGUCUGUAGAGGCCCUCAUCCAUUUAUCGUUCAAAUUAGAGACCUUGAAACCCAUAAACCUCUAAAAGGAAUCCGUGUUGGUGACAUCGGGCCAAAAUUUGGCUUCAAUUCGGCUGAUAACGGUUUCUUGUUGUUCGAUAACUAUCGCAUACCUCGACAAAAUAUGUUGAUGAGAUACUCAAAGGUGGAAAAAAACGGCACAUUUAUUGCACCAAAGCACUCGAAACUAAGUUACGGUACGAUGGUGUUCGUUCGGUCGAUAAUGGUCAAGGAUCAGGCGACGUUCUUGGCUGAAGCCGUUUGCAUUGCCAUCCGUUACUCAGCGAUUCGGCGACAGGGAGAAAUUGAACCAGGAGCAGGUGAGGUCCAAAUUCUCGACUAUCAAACACAACAGUUCCGCCUUUUUCCGCAGUUGGCGCGAGCGUUCGCUUUCAUGUUUGCUGCGUACGAAAUCCGUGAUCUACAUAUGAAGGUGAGCGAACAGCUCACAGAGGGAAAUGUCGACCUUUUGCCAGAGAUUCACGCGUUAUCUUCUGGAUUGAAGGCUGUUAUCACUUGGGAAGCUGCACAGGGGAUUGAGCAGUGUCGCUUGGCAUGCGGUGGACACGGCUAUUCGCUCGCAUCCGCAUUUCCGGAUAUCUACACUUUUGCAGUUGCUGGUUGUACAUACGAAGGCGAGAACAUAGUUUUGCUUCUACAAAUGGCCAGGUUCCUAAUGAAAGCCGCCGAAGAGGUGCGUGGCGGUAAGGCGCGGCUGGCGGCGAUAUGCGAGUAUCUCACGAAACCAAAUUCGCUUCACUCCAGAUUUACCAGUUGCAGCGACUAUUCAGAUGCCGAUAUUAUACAUGAUUUCGAACAUAUUGCCAGGAAACAGGUCUUCAGAGCAUACGACGUUUUAAAGAGACACCGGAGAGAAACUUCCGCUGAAGAAGGAUGGAAUCGCGCUUCAAUUGAACUUUGUAAAGCUUCCCGGGCACACGUUCGCCUUUACUUGGUACGUACUUUCCUGGAGAAGGUCGCCACUGCUAAAGACGCAUCCAUUCGAGCGCCACUCACCGAUCUUACCAGACUUUACGCUUUUGAUUUAAUCACCACAAGUCUAGGAGAAUUCUUAAAGGAUGGUUUUAUAUCCGAUGCUCAAUCGGAUGAGAUUCGUCAGGGUAUCUAUCGUUGCUUGCAAAGACUACGACCAAAUGCCGUUUCUCUUGUCGAUAGCUGGGAUUUCGACGACUUCGAAUUACAUUCGGUUCUUGGGCGCCGCGAUGGCAACGUUUAUCCAGCACUUCUCGAAUGGGCUCAAAUGAGCCAGUUAAACAAAACUGAGGUACUACCGACAUUUGAAAAGUACCUGGGACCAAUGAUGAAAGAAAGCCGAUCAAAGUUGUAA